Molecule: messenger RNA, 5337 nt
Organism: Neurospora tetraspora
Lineage: Eukaryota; Fungi; Ascomycota; Sordariomycetes; Sordariales; Sordariaceae
Exons: 4
Coding region: 1-5337 (1778 amino acids)
Source: RefSeq, a predicted model, not a curated record
AUGCUGCAUGCCGCGCUGGCUGCAGCUCAGCUUUCAGGACCUGGGGAUGAUGGCACACCAAGCAGAGACAAUGUCUUGACUGCAAAAGCGGAAGGAGGAGGUCCUGCAGCGGUCACGCCCUCGAGUCUGCAUACCGACUACAGUUCGUUGAACACCAUCUCAAACCCAGAUACAACCGCCAAGGUCGAUCCGAACACAGCGGUAGAAACACCAAUACCAAAUAACCCUCCCGAUUCAGAAGCCGGCCUUCCCGUGGGAUCUACAGGGGGGGGAUCACCACAGUUUCUGGAGUCAAAUCAACCAGCUCCAGUUCCAGUUCCAGUUCUAGAACCAGUUCAGUCAGAGAUAGCACCUCCCGAAGUUUUUGCCCAAAUUCCAGAGCUGGCCGCGUCACCUGCAACCGAGACGGCUGGAAUUGUCACAUCUGAUUCACCAGGCAGCACUAUCGCUACUACACCACUCGUUACUCCAAAUCAGCCUACGCCUUUCGCUUCCGUUCCUGUCGAAAGCCUGACGCAAACACCUACAGUAACUCCAUCUCCAGCUGAAGCCACCAAAGCAGCCAUUCUCGCCGUGCCCGACUCCUCAUCCCAGGUCUCAGUCUCAGACAUACAAUCGCCAUCUGCGUCAAUAUCCGACCCCAACCCCAGCUCUCUUUCAAGCGCCUCACCAUCCGCCACGGCAGUAACAACCGAAACCGCAAUCCCAGCAGCACCAUCAACCACUUUUCUCUCGGUCAUCACUUCAUCCACCACCGAUCCUGCUCUUGGGUUUAUCGCAUUCGCCACGGACUCCUCGGCAUCUUCUUCACUCCCCUCCUCACUCACAACAACCCCAUCACCAGCCCCCUCCUCCUCAUCCCUUUCCUCCACCACCUCCACCUCCACCACCGAUCAACCCGCAAUGGCCUCCAACACCGCCAUUGACGCCGCCUCCUUGCAACCAGCGACUACAUCCUACCCUCACUCCUCAAACGAGUACCUCUCCUCCCAAGCCAAAGUCGCCAUUGCACUCGUCUCAGUGGUAGGGGUAUUAGCCGUCAUGGCAGUUAUUGGCUACGUGCUUUGGCAUAUGAGGAUGCGGGAUGCGCGGUUGGAGCGGAAUCGACGAGCAGCAUUGGCGCGGGGGGUUGGGGGUGCAGGGAAAGGAGGAAACGGAGUAGCACAGAGGCAUAAGCGAAACCUAAGUGUGGAAGAAAAGAUGAAGCAGACUUUAGAAAGGGAGCAUGACGUCCCGCUGGAUAUUGGGAAACUUCAGGCGGAGGAGCAUGGAAACCCCACGGAUGGAAGAGCUGUGAAUCGGUUCAGUACCAUCAGGGAGAGCAGCGAGGAGAGCGAGGACAGCCAGGGAAGUGGAAAUCAGCAGCGUUUCUACAGGAACAAUGAGCCUUUGGCUGUCAUGGCGGCGCCCAUGCCCCUGGGUGAGGACUCGGACGGUAUGGCUAUGGCUGGUCAGAAAGAGUUCCAUCUCGUUCACAUCAUUCUUUCCAUCUACACCACGGCCAAGAUGGCCUCGCCUGUGGUUACACGUCCAGCUCUGGGCUUCGAAGUUGACCUGGGAAAACUCUACGACUCCCGCACCGAUACCUUCCUCCCUCACUCGCUCUUCAAAGAGACACCAGCCAAUGCAGUUGACUCUAAGGCAAAGGUCAAUUCGACUGCCAAACUCAGCAAGGCAACCACGUUCCGCCAGAAGCUUGCUGAUCUUGGUAUUGGAACCGAACUCGGAGCCAGCAUUCUUGCAGGUCUUUCUCCCAUUGACGGCUGUGGCCUGUACUUGACCGACCAUCACAAAAGUCCCGGCGAUGUUGCCCAUUCUUCCUUGCAUUAUACAAUCACGACGGUUGACGAGGAGCUCAAUCUCACUGCCAGUGGUGUGAAGGACCUCAUCAUACCCGACGUUCUCGAUAGCGCCAACGCGACCCACGUGGUCACUGGCAUCACCUGGGGUGCUCAAUUCAUCGUCACAGCCCGCACCAAAGCCGACGACCCAACCCAACUCGCUCGUCUCCAGCAAUGCCUCGACAAGGAGCUUGAGUGUCUGCUACAGGCUGCCCUCGAAGCCACUCAUGUCAUCGAGUUUUCUUCAACGGAGCUAGUCCAAUACGGCCCGUCGAAGGAAAUAGUUCAGUAUGACGACGGUAACGGCAUCUUUCAUGACAGCACUUUGUCAGUUCUGGACAAUGGUCUCACAGGUGAUUCACGGCCGCUGGCUGCCCCAUCUUCGACUGCCUUCAUCUAUGACCUUCGCAGCCGCCUCCACGCCACCAAUGAUGCCAAGGGAAAGCCUAUCCAGUACACUCUUAUGCCCGUGUCGCUGCUAUCUAUGCUUCGCCUCAUCGACAUCCAACAUCAGCCUGUCAUUCACCAACCCAACGUUGAUUACCUGACGUACUUCAUUCAGUUCCUUGACGACUGGGCAGAUGCACAACAAAAGUUCAACAACUACGUUGCCCGAUGCAAUGAGUGCCCCACGGCUAUUCCGCCCGAUCACUUGCGUCUCAUUGUGAGCAAGCUCCGCCCCGUCAAGACCGAUGAGUUUGCGUUCAAAGCAAGCUUUGCAGAAGCUCUCAAAGACGUCCGUUAUGGCAAAGCGAACGAAGACAGUCUGCGCGAUUUGCUUGUAGGGGUCGAGGGCAGUGAGUUGUCACCUGAAAAGCUCCGCUCCAUUGCAAUCCACCGUGGAACACUUGAUUUCAAGGAUCAGAUGAGCAGCCUGGGAGCGACGUACAUCGGCUACGGCUCGACUUCUCCGACGACGAUUCUCUCACGCGGGAACUUCGAUGACGCGUUUGUCCUCAACUUCAACAGCAGUCUACGGAAUUCCCCCGAGUGGGAUGAGACAAUUCACCUCUUCGAGGAGCUCUCUUCCUUUCAAGGCAACCGGAUAUUACUCCUUGCUGUCGAUUGCGAUGCUGCCGGGCACCUCUUGGAUAAAGUCUUCAUCAGCCAAUAUCGGAGCGGCCGUGUUUUCAUUGAGGAUCUACUGGAACAUCGCAAGAUCCUGGCAUCCAACUGCAUCAUGCAAUAUGACCAAGAGUGGCUGGAUAGCUCCGUCAAUACCAAGCCAGUUCAACGACGUCCUGUCAAGGUCCCCUGUCCUCGUCAGGGUUGUGAUCAGACCUUGCAUUGCCAGUGGAUUUGUGCUUUGUGCCGUUCACUUGUCGAGUACGGCCAUGUUGAUGACCGUCUUUACUGUGACUGCGGAGCUACUCCAUUCGACCAUUGGGACUUCAAGUGUCAAGACCGCAGACACGGGUCAAGAUGGACACGGUACGAACGUCCUGUGCUCUCUCAACUCCUCAACAACCUGAAGCCCUUCGAUGAAUUGAACAUAUUGGUUCUGGGCGAGACUGGCGUGGGAAAGUCGACAUGGAUCAACGCGUUUGUCAAUUACCUGAGCUACGACACUCUUGAGGAUGCUCUACAGGCGGAUGACUUGAAGUGGGUGAUACCCUGCUCCUUCAGUACUCAGCUUAAGGACGACUCAGAUGGGAGAGGCAAGUUUGUUCAGAAGGAUAUAAAGAUCGGGUCCAGCAAAAGUGAGCAUGAUGGAGCUCGUGGGCAGUCAGCCACCCAGUCAACUGCCGUGUACACUGUUGAUAUUGACAACACAAGAGUCCGACUCAUUGACACGCCUGGCAUCGGCGACACCAGAGGCUUGGAACAGGAUAACAAGAACAUGGCUGACAUUCUUCAUGUCCUUCGCACAUACAAGCAACUUCACGGAAUCUUGAUUCUUCUCAAGCCAAAUGCUUCACGGCUGACGGUUAUGUUCCGAUUCUGCAUCAAGCAACUCUUGACCCAGCUGCACCGUAACGCAGCCACCAACAUUGUCUUUGGAUUCACCAACACCCGUGGCUCGAACUACAAACCAGGCGACACCUUCAAACCUCUGGAGGCCCUUCUAGCAACUACACCACGUUUUCGCUAUCUCGCUGCUCAGAAGAAAGGCAUUGACAUGGGCCUCAUCGAAGACAACAUGCGAAGCUGGGAAUACUCCAUCGCCGAGUGUAAGCGACUUGUCAAGUACGUCGGGGAACUUGCGCCUCACAACGUCCGCAGCACAAUCAACCUCAAUGAGACUCGUGACCUGAUCAUCAAGUUGACGGAGCCAAUGGCGCUUAUUGCCCAAAAGAUUGCAAGUAGCAUUGCGGUCAACAAUGAUCAAAUCAAAGAACUCCAGUCCGCAAAGCUUUCCAGAGAUGAGCUCGAGAAAAGUCUCUAUGUCCAACGCGAGAGCGUCGAGUCGUAUGAGGUGGAUGCACCUCGUACAAUUUGUACCCAUCACGAUUGCGUUGAGGUACGGAGCGACUUCCAAGGACGUGAUGAGACCGUGGUUGUCUACAAACAAAUGUGCCACAAGCCCUGCGGCCUUGGAAACCAAGUCAAGAGAAAUACGAAGGGGGAUGAUGCACUAAAGGACUGCUGGGCCAUUCUGGACAGCGGUUUCUGUAAGAUUUGUGGGCAUCAUUAUAUGGACCACAUGCACAUACUACGACUAUCGAUCCAUGACUUACAGGAUCUCAUCAAGUGGGCGACAAAACUCGAGCUUAAGCAAAAGGCCAUCGACAUGCGCGAGGAGGCAGUGGCGGAGUUCGAGCUCGAGUACGCCCAAGUCCAAGAGGCAGCCAUUCAGUUCGGAUUCUUUCUCAAGCGCCACGCCAUUGAACCUUACAACGAUGCCACCAUCGAGUAUGUUGACCAUUUGAUCAACCAGGAGCGUCUCAAGAUCAAGAGCGGAGGCAAGAAGGACACUCUGGACAUGCUCGAAAAGUACAGAGCAGAACACAUCCAGAAAGUCAAGGUCCUCACCGAGGCCAUGGACAGGGGCGAUUCGGACCGCGUCGGUGUUCGGCAGCUCAUCGACAGUUUGUACGGCCUGCCACACUUUGGCGAAGACCUUCGGAAAAUUGUCACGGUCAACGAGAAAGCUGCCGAGGGCUCGUUUCGGGAGCGAUCAUACAACGUGUCGGCUGGGUCACACUGGAAGGGGACAAGCAAGAAGUUGACAGCGCGCCGAAAGAAGGAGGAAAGCAGGCUGAUGACCAUGUCCAACCGAUUCGCUCCGCUGGCUUCGAUGUCCGGGCAUGGUCAUGUAACUGCCGGCUAUCCAUACGAAGUUGUCCAUGUCUCGAAUGAAGGGCGACUCAGGAGUGAAGGAAGCCAGGUGCCGCAUCACGAGGUUGUCCAUGUCUCGCAUGAGGGCAGACUAGGAGGGGAGAGGGAUCCGACGGCGAUGGAGGUGGACUCUCACUGGGAUCCCACCGUUGCGAUUCGGCUGCAAGCUUCAAGGCUUGCUCGCUUUCUUGGGUUCGGUGGUAAUGCUUCUGGGUGA